Messenger RNA from Adineta steineri, 10712 nucleotides. The record is from the annotation of a GenBank genome assembly. NCBI's taxonomy places the organism in Eukaryota, Metazoa, Rotifera, Eurotatoria, Adinetida, Adinetidae.
GUGCAUUUCGUAAUCGUUUUAUUGAAUUACAUUUUGAUAAUUUACCGCAAGAUGAAUUAGAAAUAAUUAUUGAAAAAAAAUGUCAAUUACCAAAAUCCUAUUCAAAAUUAUUAAUCCAAACAAUGAUUGAUUUACAAAAAUAUCGUUCACAAAAAGGUAUUUUUGCUGGUAAAACAAGUUUAAUAACAUUACGAGAUUUAUUUCGUUGGGCACAACGUUACACAAAAUAUCAAAAUAAUUGUCAAAAUUAUAAACAAUUUUUAGCUGAACAUGGAUAUUUGUUAUUAGCUGGGAGAUCAAGAAAUUUUGAAGAUAGAAAUUUUAUUAAACAAAUUAUUGAAAAAUAUUUCUGUGAAAAAAAAAUGAUUAUUGAUGAAAAUGUUUUAUUUGGUGAACAAGGUAGUUCAUAUUCAACUGAACAAAUUUGGGCUCAAAUUAAAAAUAAUAAUCAAUUAAAACAUAUUGUUUGGACACAACCAUUAAGACGAUUAGCAAUACUUUGUGCAUUAUGUAUUGAAUUUGAUGAACCUGCUUUAUUAGUUGGAGAAACUGGAUGUGGAAAAACUACAAUAUGUGAGAUAUUAGCACAAAUAAAUAAACAAAAAUUAUUUACUAUUAAUUGUCAUACAACAACUGAAAGUGCUGAUUUUCUUGGUAGUAUUCGACCUGUUCGUCGAAAUGAACAAAAUUCUAAUUCGGAGAAUAAUAAUCCAGGUUUAUUUGAAUGGCAAGAUGGUGCUUUAGUAUGUUCAAUGAAACAAGGUGCUCUUUUUCUUAUUGAUGAAAUCUCAUUAGCUGAUGAUAGUGUUCUUGAACGAUUAAAUAGUGUUUUAGAACCGGAAAAAGAAUUAGUUUUAGCUGAAAAAGGUUAUAAUAAUGAAGAUCAACAUAUUGAUAUAAUAAAAGCUCAUGAAAAAUUUCGUUUAAUUGCAACAAUGAAUCCUGGUGGAGAUUUUGGAAAAAAAGAGCUUUCACCAGCAUUACGCAAUCGUUUUACUGAAAUAUGGUGUACACCUAGUGAAUCUAUUGAUGAUUUAUAUUCAAUUAUUGUGCAUAAUCUAACAAUAAAGAAUGAAGAUCAACGAAAAGAAUGCGCCACGCUGAUGUGUAAUUUCAUUCAAUAUCUUCGAACAAUAGCAACAACAAAACGUAUAUUAACAACUGUUCGAGAUAUACUUAGUUGGAUAUCAUUUAUAAAUUUAAAUACAAAUAAUUGGCAAUAUUCCUAUGAACAUGGUGCUUAUUUAGUUUUUAUUGAUGCAUUAGAUUCACAAUCAUCAUUAAAGCAAUCAAUUAUUGAAUUUGUAACAAAUCAACAGACACAAAUAUCGAAAUUAACACUAACAAUAGAAAUGAAUUCAAAUAAUUUAACAUUUGGUUCAUAUUCAAUUCCACGUGGAACAAUUAAUUCUAAUGAUAAAGAUGAAUAUAGUUUUAAAGCACCAACAACAUUAUCGAAUAUUCAACGACUAUUACGUGCAAUGCAAUUAACAAAUAAACCUAUUUUAAUUGAAGGUAAUCCUGGUGUUGGAAAAACAAGUUUAGUUAUGGCAUUAGCAAAAUUAGCUGGUUAUUCUUUUAUAAGAAUUAACUUAUCUGAACAAACAGAUAUAAGUGAUUUAUUUGGUUCAGAUUUACCAGAUGUUGAAAGUGGACAAGCUGGAAAAUUUAAAUGGCAUGAUGGACCUUUAUUAACAGCAAUUAAAACGAAUCAAUGGAUUAUUCUUGAUGAACUCAAUUUAGCUAAUCAAUCGGUAUUAGAAGGAUUAAAUGCAUGUUUAGAUCAUCGUGGUGAAAUUUAUAUUCCUGAAUUAAAUCGAACAUUUCAUAUUCAUGAUAAACAAACAUCUGUUCCAUUACGUAUAUUUGCUUGUCAAAAUCCAUAUGGACAAGUUAGUGGACGAAAAGGUUUACCAAAAUCAUUUUUAAAUCGUUUUACAAUUAUUUAUUUUUCAAUACUUGAAAGAAUUGAUUUAAAAAUCAUUUGUCAACAAUUAUAUGAACAAAUUUCGGAUGAUAUUAUUGAUAAAAUGUUAAAUUUUAAUGAAAAAAUUCAACAAGAAUUUAAUAUUAACCAAUGGGAUUUUAAUUUACGUGAUUUAUUAAAAUGGUGUCAAAUGUUUAAUGAAAAUAAUCUAAAUAAAUAUAAAGCAUUAAAUUUAAUUUAUAUUAAACGUAUGCGUACACAAAAAGAUCAAGAUCAGAUUAAACAAAUAUAUGAACAAACAACGGGAUGGAAUAUUCAACCAAUUGAAGUUGAUUUUCAAAUAAAUUCAAAAAUAUUACAGAUUGGUACAACUGUAUGGCCGCGUGAAUCUAUACGCCUUCCAACAUUAUCUUUAACUCAUCCAUUAUUAUUAAUGCGUCAUCAAUUAGAUAAUCUUUCAUCCAUAUUAGAAUGUUUAUCAUUAUCAUGGCCAAUACUUUUAGUUGGUCCAUCAUCUCGUUCAUCCAAAUCAACUUUAAUACAUCUAUUGUCAUGUUUAUGUGGUCAUCAAUGUCAUACAUUUGAAUUAAAUUCUUCUAUUGAUACAAAUGAAUUAUUAGGAAAUUAUGAACAAUUUAAUUUUCAACAAUAUGCUAAAUAUCAUUUAGAUUUAUUAAAACAAGAAUAUUACAAAAAAAAUCAAACAAAUCUAUUAAAUGAAAUCAAUUAUGAGAAUAAACAAAUAACAAUUGAAUAUUUAAAUGAAUUAAAACAAUAUUUACCAUCCAAUGAAAUUGAUAAAUUAAUAUCAAAAUAUUCACAAGAACAACAUUUUGUUUGGAUUGAAUCAAUCUUAAUAUGUUCAAUGAGACAAGGAGAUUGGUUAAUACUUGAAAAUGUUAAUACAUGUUCAUUAAGUGUUUUAGAUCGUUUAAAUUCAUUAUUAGAACCGAACGGACAAUUGAUCUUAAAUGAAGGUGGUGGACAAGGUUCAGUUAUAAAACCACAUAAAGAUUUUCGACUUAUUUUAACUAUGGAUCCAAAACAAGGAAAUGGAGAAAUUUCAAGACCAAUGAGAAAUCGUUGUUGUGAAAUUUAUAUUGACGGUCAACAAGAAUAUAAUCAUUAUGAUUCUAAAGAAUUAUUACAAGCUUGCCAAAUUUAUCAAGAAAAACAACAAGAAGAUUUUAUUCAAAUUCAUAAUAUACUUUGUCAAAAAGUAUCAACAUUUGCAUUUCAUAAUUUAAUUCGUGCAUGUUUAUUAUUCAAUGAAUUAUCUCAUACAACAAAUGAACCAUUUCGUUUAUCAAUAAAAACAGCAUAUCGAACAUUAAAUACUCGUUUAAAUAAUGAAAUUGAUUUAUUAAUUGAUGAAUUUCAACCCAAUUCAAUAUCUUCAAAUUUUCUUAUAUUUCCAACACGAAUAAAUGAUUUAUGUUUACAACCUGAAUUAACACUUUCAUAUAAACGAAAUCUUCCACUUUGGUCUUGUUCAUCUAAAGAUAAUUCAAGAAUAUUUCAUUUAUUAUUCUAUCGUUUUAUUGAAAAACUAUCAACGAUAUCAAUUGAAUAUGAUUUAUUUAUUUCCAAACAUCCACAACAAAUAAAUUUAAUAAAUUUAUCCAAAGAAAUUAAUAAUAUAAAUAAUAAUGUAUUAUUAAGAAUAUUAGUUGAACAUGAUUCUCUUACAAAACAAUAUAGAAAAAGUGUCAAAACAAAAUAUAUUGAUGAACAAUUAUUUUUUGAAAAUACAGAUGGACAAUUUUGGUUAGCUAUGAAAGAUUAUUUUCUCAGAGCUUUAUCUUCAUCUGAUUUAAUUAAUGAUAAUGACUUAUCAUUUUCAUAUUAUCGUUCAUGGCGUUGGUUUCUAUCAAUAAUUGAAUCACCAUCAACAAAUUUAAUAAAUCGUCGUCUUCAUUUGAUUAUUGCAUGGCCAUAUAUACGUUUACUUUUCUUAAUUCAUAUAGAAGAUUCUUUAUUUGUUGAACAAAUCAAACAAAUUGAUGAACAAUAUAUGUUAAUACAAAAUGAAUUUUUUCUUUUUUAUAAUCAUUAUCAAACUCAAAUACAUUAUUUGAUAAAAACAAAAUCGGAAUAUGAUUAUUUAUGUCGACAAAAACAAGUUUUUAAUCAAAUUGAUUUAUUUUUGGAUAAUAAAACCGAGAAAAAUAUAGAAAAAUAUUUACAAUAUUGGUUUCAUUAUGAAAAACAAUCAAUUUCAUAUUUUCAACAAUUAAAACAAACUGAGAAUUUUGAUUUAAAUAUUUUCAAUGAAAUUGAAACAAGUUGGAAUGAAUUAAAAUAUUCUACGACAAUAUUUGAUCGUGAUAUAUUAUUUUAUAAUACAUUUGAAUCGGUACUUUAUUAUAAUUAUCAAUGGAUCGAUUCAUAUAUUCAUCCAAAUACUUGUUCAUAUCCAUUUGUAUCAUUAACAAUUCCAUUUUAUAAUAUUGAAAAUCCAGAUGAAUAUUUUUGUCAAUUAAUAUCCUAUUCAAUAAAUCCAUUAAUCAAUGAAAUUUAUCUUGAAAAAUGGCUUGAACAAACAUCAUCAACAUCAUUAUUAUAUUAUUUUAAUAUUCGUUCAACAAAUGUACCAUUUGGUUUAUAUGAAAAAAUUCAUAAACAAAAUCAUUUCUGGUCAAAAUUCCUUUGGUUAAAUGGUUCAUUUUUACAAUGUAAUCGAUCAAAACUUGAAGAAUUUGUUCGAAAUUGUUUAGAAGAUAAUGAUUCUUCAAUUAAUUCUCAAAAUCUUUCAUUAGAAUUAAUUGAACAAAGUUUAAAUAAAAUUCAAUUAAUUCAACCACGUGGUGAAAUUGAUCCAUUUAUCUAUGAACAAAUAAUAAAUGAUUAUAAAAUCAAAUUUCAAUCGGAAAUAUCAUCGGAAUAUAAUUUACGUAUUGAAUAUCAACAACAAUAUGAAUAUUCAUUAAAUCUUACAAUUCAUCAAUGGGAAAAUCAGAUGAAAUUAAUUUUAAAUGAAAUACAAAUCGAACAAAAUGAUUUUUAUCGUUUUAAUAAUGAUCAAUAUCAAACAUUAAUUAUUUAUUUAACAAAACAAUUAAUUAAUGAAUUAUUAAAUAAAGAUUUUCUUAUUGAACAAAUUUAUAAGAAAAAAGAUAAGAAAAUUUAUCGACAAUGGAGAAAAAAUAUUGUGGAAUUUUAUCGAAAUAUAAUUUUAGCAGAAAAAUUUUAUAUUUAUAGAGAUGUAACAAUGCCUGUAAUGAAACAAAUCUUUCAAAUUAUUUUAGCAUUUGAUUAUCAUUUUCAAUUAAAUAAUGAAACAAAUAAAAAGAUUUUUCAUCUAUGUAUUUUUCCAUUUGAAUUAAAUCAUUUCAAUUUAUAUGAUAUUGCAUUUGAUUUAUUUGAAAAAAGAACAUUUGUUCAACAACAAAUGACAACAGAACGUUUUACACAGUUUUUUGUAUUAAUUGCUGAAUAUCUUGUUGUUUCUUGUCAUAUAAAUCAUAAUCGAUCGAUAAAUUUUAAUAAUUUAUUACAAUCAUAUGUUGAAACAGUUCAUUAUUUAUGGUCCGAAGAACAGCGACAAAUCGAUGAAGAAAAACGUAUAUCAUCAAGUAUCUAUCGUCAUGAAAUAAGUGAACUUGAAAGUGAACAAGAUGAUUAUGAAUAUAAACGUUUAUUUCCAUCAUUUGACUCUGAAUUUCAAGAUUUUUUUCCAAUGAAUCAAAAUGUUGACAAUGAAGAUAUUAAACCAGAUGAAGAAAAAACACAAAAAUCUUCAAUUCUCCCAUAUUUUCUUCUAUAUGAAUAUUUUUCAUUAAUUCUUAAUAAUGAAAAAAAUUCUUUAAAUAAUUUUCUUCAACCAUUUUUCAAUAGUAUUUAUGAAUUUGGUGAAGAUAAUCGUUUAAUAACUCAUAUGAUUCGUCUAUCAAUUGAAUCCAAAGAGAAUUUCUCCAAUUAUAUUUUAAAUCUUAAUAAACCAUUUGAUAUUUAUCAAGAUUCCAAACCAUCAAUGAUAAUUGAAUGUUAUCCAUUAUUAUCUACAAUUGAACAACGUACAAUAAAUCUUUUAAUAACACAUGAAAAUCAUCCAACAUUAAAUGAAAUUCUUCUUGUUAUUAAACGUAUAAAAUCAUUUUCAAUAAAAAAUUCUUUAAUUAAAUUUCUCUAUGGUUUUGAUAUACUUUUUGAUAAAUUAAAUUAUUGGCAACAUACAUAUGCAUCGAAAACUCUUCAAACAACAUUUGAUGAACAAAUGGAACAAUUAACAGUAAUAAUAAUUAAAUUUCGUAAAUAUGAAUUUAAUUGUUACGAACAAUCAUUAUCAAUGAUUGAUUAUAAUCAACGUAAAACAACAAUUGAAAAUUGGUGGUUACAUUUAUUUGGUAUAAUGAAUUCGAAAAAUGAUUUAGUUUUAUUUGAAAAAAUUUUACAUGAAUUUAUUCAUAAAGCUACUCUUGGUGAUUUUCAAAUACGUUUAGAAAUUUUUCAAUUAUUUUCCAAAUAUUUUCAUAAUGAAAAUAUUUUAAUAUUAAAUUCAAUAUUAAAAUAUUAUCAACAAUUUUCUGAAUAUAUUGAAAAUGAAAAACAAAUUUUAAGAAAACCAAUUGAAAAUGAUAUUAAAAAAUUUUUAAAAAUUCAACAAUGGAAAGAUACAAAUUAUUAUGCACUUAAACAAUCGAUUGAUAAAUCACAUAAAUAUUUAUUUAAAUCAAUUAAAAAAUAUAAACAAUUACUUAAUCAACCAAUUGAAAAAUAUUUUUCAACAUAUCAAAUUAAGUUUCAAGAUGAUAAUCAAGAUUUUUUCCGUUUAAUACAAAUAAGAUAUAAUAAAAAAUUCUUUAAUUUAAAUUCAACUACAUUAUUUAAUUCAAUUAAAAGUGAUACCAAUUCUCUUAAACAAUUGUCAACAACAAUUAGUUCGAUGAAUAUUAAAACAAAUGAUCGAAAAGAACUUAAACAGUUAUAUACAGAAAAACGUCAAUUGUUAACACAAUUAUUUAAAAAAUUAACAUCAAUUGGUUUAGCAUUUCGUAAAGGUUUAGUAUAUUUAAAUAAACAAACAUUAAAUACAAUUGAAUCCGUUGAAUUAAAAUAUUUUGAAAUUAAUUUAAAACAUAAUUAUGGAAUCAUUGAAACAAAGAAAAAGAAAAAAUUAAUUAUUGAAAAUCGUUCAGAUACAUUAGAAAAAUUUUCUGGAAUUUUUCUACAAACAGAUAAAAAUUAUUAUAAAAUUCUUUAUCAACAUCAUCAAUUGAAAAUUCAUUCACAAAAAAAUUCUAUUGAUCCAGUUAUAUAUCAACGUAUACAAGGUUUUACCGAACAUUUAAUAAAAUUAAUUUAUCAACAAAAAAUUCUUUUAAAUUCAUUUUUAAAACAAUAUCAAGAAUUUUCAAAACAAUUUAUUAUUUAUUCAAAACAAAAUUUUCAAUAUCAAUUUAAAGAUUUAAAUCAUGUUGAUCAAUUAUAUCAUUUAACAAGUUCAUUAAUUGAAAGAAGUUAUUCAUUUUUAUUAAUUAUUCGUUCAAUACCAUCAAAUUCAGCGGAAAAUAUUCCAAUUAUUGAUAAAUUACCGAAUUAUAUACAAUUAUUAAAUACAAAUGAUUUCAAAGAUUUAUUAGAAAAGUUUUUAGAAAGAUUAUAUUUAUUAAUCGAGAAAUUAAAUCAAUUUUAUGAUAAUGUUAUUGAUUAUCAUCCAUUAUUAAAAGAUAUUAACAAUUUACAUCAAGAAAUUUGUUUAACCAAACAACAAAUACAAAAUGUUAUGGAAAAAUUAUUUGUCGAUGAAAAGAAUUUUCCAAAUGAUAUGUUUAUUGGACAAUUAGUUAAGAAUUUUAUUGAAAUUUAUGAACUAUUUUCACAAAUUAAUAUUCUUAAACAAGAAAAAGAUUCAAUUCCAUCGGUCAAUUCAAAACCAAUACGUCGUUAUACAAAACGUUUAAUAACCACAUUGAGUGAUAUAUCUUCGAUAACUCCACCAACUGAUUCAACAUCUUCCAUGUGGCUUGUUCAUAUUUAUAAUUCUUUUAAUAAUUAUAUAACUCAAUUUGAUCUUCCAAAUUUAACAAAAUUAAUUCCUAAAUCAAUAACAUCAAAAUCAAUAACAUUCUUUCAUCAAAUACAUUUAUUAGUUGAACAAUUAUUAUAUCGUUUUAUAUAUUAUCAUUAUUCGACAUCACAAAUCUAUUUAUCAUUAAGUAAUACAUUUAUAAGUUUAUUACGUGAUGGUUUUCAAAUGCCACCAGAAGAAAGUGAAGAUGAUAAAAAUGGUGAAGAACAAAAAACUGAAGGUGGUGUAUCUGGUAUGGGUGAUGGACAAGUAGGAAAAGAUGCUAAAGAUGUUUCAGAUCAAAUUGAAACAGAAGAUCAAUUAGAUGAAGCGAAAAUGCCUGGACAAGAAAAAGAAGAUAAUGAUGAAAAAACGGAUGAUCAACAAAAUGUUGAUGAAGAAAAAAAUGGUAUUGAAGUUUCAUUUGAUUUUGAAGCACCAGCGGAUGAUCCAUCAAAAGGAGAAAAUGAAGAUGAAGAAAACGAUGAUGAUGAAGAUAAUGCAAGUGAAACAAAUGAUGAUAAUAUUGAAGAUCAAAUGGGUGAUGUCGAUGAAGAUGAUCAAGGUGAAAUAUUUGAUGAGAAAAAAUGGGGUGACGAAGAUAAACAAGAUGAAGAAGACGAAAAAGAUGAAGAUAAAAAAAAACCAAAUGAAACUGAUAAAGCUACUGGCAAAGAUAAAGAAAAACGUGAGGGUCUUUCAGCUAAAGAUGAUCAAUUAGAUUUAGCUGAUGAAGAUAUUGAAGAUAAUCCUGAUGCAAAUACAAAUUAUGAUGAUCAACAAGUUGAAACAUCAAAUAAUGAUUUAAAUGCUGAAGAACCACCAUUAGAACUUCCAGAUAAUAUGGAUUUAGAUGGUGGUGAUGAAAAAGAAGAAGCAAAUGAAGAUAAUCCAGAUGAGAUAAAUCCUCAAGAAGAUGAAAAUACUGAAUUACCAAAUGAUGAAAAUAUGGAUAAUGAAGAGCAAAUCGAAGAAGAAGAAGGAGGAAAAGAAGAUGAAAAUGAUAAAAUAAAUUCAAGUAAAAAUCCAAUACCUGAUGAUAUUCCUGAUCAAGAACAAGAACAACUUGAACAAUCAUCUUUAACACAAGAUAAAACAUCAAAUAUUGAUUCCGCCAAUCAACCAAAUCAACUUGAAAAAACUUUUGCAAAUGCCGAAACAUUUGAAGAAGAACAAAAAAAACAAGAAAAUAUUGGUGAAUCAUCAUCAUCAACAAAAACAUCGCAAACACAACAAAUAUCAUCAAAUGAACAAAAUCAAUUAACACAACAAUUAGAUAAAAAUUUACAAACAGAAAAUAAUAAUAAAACAUCAAAUCAAUCCAAUGAACAACGAACAUUAAGUGAAAUAGCUUCAUUAAUUGAUAAAAAUUUAAAAGCAGCACUUGAUAUUGAACAACUUGAUGAAGAUGAAAAUAAGAUUGAUGAUAUACCACAAUUAGAACAAGAUGAUCAACAAACACAAAUUUAUGCACAUGCUAAAAAUAUUCCAAAAGAUCUUCAACAACAAAAACAAAUUCUUGAUUCAGCAACUGAUCAACAAGCAAAAAAUUUUAAUGAGCAAGAGAAUGUUGAAACAGCAGAACCUGAACCAAUGAUUAUUGAUAAUCAAGAAGAAGAAAAAGAAGAAGAACAAUCAAAACCACUAUCUUCAACAUUACAAAAAGAACCAAUAAAUAAAAAUAAAUCAUCUUCCAUACAUGAUCAACCAUCAUCAUCAGCAUUAACUGAAGAACAAAAUGAAAUGAUAACAAUUGAUAAACCUUAUAUUCCAACAACAACAGUUGAACAUCAAUUUGAUUAUACAGCACAUGUUAAACCAAUAACAAAUGAUUUAACUGAACAAAUUGAAUAUCAAUUAGAAGAAUGGUAUACACAUUCAAAUGAAAAUCUUCCAGAUGAAGGUAAUAAUGCUGAACAACUUUGGACACAAUUAGAAUAUCUAACACAACCAUAUGUUUUUGAAUUAUGUGAACAACUUCGUCUUUUACUUGAACCAACACAACGAACAAAAUAUUCAGGAGAUUAUCGAACUGGAAAACGUUUAAAUAUGAAACGUAUUAUUUCAUAUAUAGCAUCGGAUUUUCGUAAAGAUAGAAUUUGGUUAAGACGUUUAAAACCAUCGAAAAGACAAUAUCAAUUAAUAUUAGCUAUUGAUGACAGUCAAUCGAUGGAUAAUUUACAAGUUAAACGUUUAGCUUUAGAAUCUUUAAUUUUACUUGGACAAACAUUAAAUUUAUUAGAUAUUGGACAAUUUGGUAUUGUUUCAUUUGGACAAUAUAUUAAAACAUUACAACCAUUAAAUCAAACAUUUAAUCAUGAAAAUGGUAUUCAUGUACUUAAACAAUUGAAAUUUGAUCAAACUAAAACACUUUUAGCAGAUCUUAUGGAAUCAGUUACACAUACAUUCAGUAAAGAAAAAAUUCAGACAUCAAAUCCAUUAUCUCAAUUAUUAAUAAUUUUAUCUGAUGGUCGUGGUUUAACUGUAUCGGGUAAAGAUCGUUUAUUAAAAAGUGUUCGUCAUGCUAUGUCACAAAAUAUAUUCAUUGUUUUUGUUAUUCUUGAUAAUAUUAAUCAUGAAAAAUCUACAUCAAUCUUUCAAAUAAAUGAAGCUAUAUUCAAUGGUGAUAAGGUGGAAUUUCGUUCAUAUUUGGAUAGCUUUCCAUUUCCUUAUUAUUUAGUAAUACAAAAUUUGGAAAUGUUACCCCGUGCUUUAAUUGAUGUAUUAAGACAAUUUCUUGAAUUGACUACUACUAAUAACAACAGCAAUCAGUGA